Drosophila gunungcola (fruit fly) is the source of this 644-nucleotide messenger RNA. RefSeq lists its product as uncharacterized. The coding region runs from base 57 to 644 and encodes 195 amino acids. The transcript has 3 exons. Lineage: Eukaryota; Metazoa; Arthropoda; Insecta; Diptera; Drosophilidae. The record is from RefSeq and is a predicted model, not a curated record.
UGCCACUUCAUCAGCGGCUAAUGUGAGUUCAGUUGAUCGACCAUUGAGACACCGGAAUGUUACCCUUACUUCUGGGCUUGGUCAUUUUGGUUGGCAGCCUGCUGCAAAUACAUCCUGCCGAAACAGCCAAGCUGAUUCCAAACUUGGGCUAUUUUGUGGAGAUGAGGCAGAUGGAUUGCGUGGGCAAUCCCAGCUACUUUAACAACCUGCACUGCAAGAUCCUGCCACCCAAUAAUAGGACCAUGGAGGCAUCCGUCAUUAUUAUGCAAAAGUUGACCGCUUUUAGUGGUUCACUCAGGGUGUCCAUUCCCAAUGCCAAAAAGGUCAUAACCCAGAUAUUCGACAUCACCUUCGAUGUGUGCAAGGUUUUGCGUGAACGCAAGCGGAAGGUGCUUAUCGACCUUUUGGUCAACACACUGGCCAGGAACAGCAAUGCCAAGGCUUGGAAAUGUCCCUUUCCAAAGGGAAAUUUCGAAUCUAAAAACAUAUCGGUUGCCGAUUUACCACCCAUGUUGACUGAGUCGGAAUUUUACGUAAAGUUGGACUUCUUCAUACCCAAGGUGGCCAUUGCCAUGAACGUAUCUCUACAAGGGCAUCUUUACGAAAUUGCCAAGGAAAAGAACAGAAGGAAGAAAUUUUUGUAA